GGCCGGUGUGUUUCCUUGCACUCUACCACUAUCUCCCUCCCAUGGUAGUGAUACACAAGCCUUUCCUUCCCCCUCCUCGACCGGACGCGGUGCCGACCCUGGUCUCUGAGCCUGAUCAAGAGAAGUACGAUACUCUCCUCAACCACUUCUCCGAUCCUGCGUUUCAGUUGCAGGGUGAGAAGGAGACCGAAAAGACUGCGCUUACGGAAUACGAGAAAUACUGGCUGUCGAAGGAAUGUUUCCUGCGGUAUCUCCGUGCGACAAAGGGUGAUGUCGCUGCCGCCAUUAAGCGUCUUGAGAGCACUCUUGCCUGGCGACGCUCCUAUGGGUUCUAUCGGCCUGACUUCGCCGAGCAUGUGGAACCCGAAGGAGUCACCGGCAAGUGCCUGCUCCUCGGGUACGACGUUGCGGGACGGCCUGGGGUGUACCUUAUCCCCAGCAACCAGAACACAGAGGCCUCGGAGCGACAACUCGAGUUUACGUUCUUCGUGAUUGAAUGCGCUAUCGACCUCAUGGGACCCGGAACCGAGAAUAUUGCAUUACUGAUCAACUUUGGAGAUAAAGGGAAGCAUCCACCAAUGUGGAUCGCGCGAAAGAUGCUCGGUAUUCUUCAAGGCCACUACCCAGAACGGCUCGGCAAGUCGUUUGUGAUCAACAUCCCCUGGUACGUCGAUAUGUUCCUGAAGAUGAUUUGGCCGUUCGUGGAUCCGGUUACCAAAGGCAAGGUGCACUUCAACCCUAAUGUUAUCAAAGAGAACCUCAUGACGCCCGAUAUGCUCCUCAGCGAAUGGAAUGGGGAAAUUCAAUUCACCUAUGAGCACUCCCAGUUUUGGCCCGAGCUUCUCCGGAUCGUGAAAGAAUACCGGGGGGCAAAUAUGGGCCGCUGGCGCACUUUAGGCGCCAAAGUGGGCAUCAGCGAGUGGGACUACAAAAACGGCAGCAGUGUGCUACGGACAUUCGAAGAAACGGAGAAGGGACAGACGAUUGAGGCCACUGGUGGAUAUGAGGACGUAGAACGAGAAGCGAAUGAGGAGCUUCAGAGAGAGAUGGGUCCCGAAGGACUCGUGGAGGCAAGCGCUUGACUUGCGGAGAGGCCGAAAGCUGCCCCGGACACAUAGACGCAGUAUCUCCCUUGCAUUAUCUUACACAAU
This is a messenger RNA of Dacryopinax primogenitus, 1151 nucleotides long. RefSeq names its product CRAL/TRIO domain-containing protein. The coding region runs from base 42 to 1082 and encodes 346 amino acids. Gene Ontology annotation, molecular function: phosphatidylinositol transfer activity. Lineage: Eukaryota; Fungi; Basidiomycota; Dacrymycetes; Dacrymycetales; Dacrymycetaceae. The transcript is spliced from 5 exons. The record is from RefSeq and is a predicted model, not a curated record.